AUGGACAACGACAACACCGGUUUUUAUGUUGCUGUUGUUUUGCUGGUCGCCGCCGUCUUUGCAGCGCUCGUCUGGUACUUCUCUCAGCCAUGCCGCCAGGAUACUGCUCAUGCACAGCAAAGUAUCUCGGACAGACACCAGGAACAAGGAGUCGCUUGGAAUCCGCUACAAGGGGCACGUGCUCAGGUUCUUCAACGAGUAAACCAGCCACAGGAGGACCGACAACCAGCUGCUGACACGAUUUUUUAA
Caenorhabditis elegans is the source of this 249-nucleotide messenger RNA. RefSeq names its product Cbb3-type cytochrome oxidase assembly protein CcoS. The record is from RefSeq and is marked reviewed. The transcript has a single exon. Lineage: Eukaryota; Metazoa; Nematoda; Chromadorea; Rhabditida; Rhabditidae. The coding region runs from base 1 to 249 and encodes 82 amino acids.